Molecule: messenger RNA, 855 nt
Organism: Neurospora hispaniola
Lineage: Eukaryota; Fungi; Ascomycota; Sordariomycetes; Sordariales; Sordariaceae
Product: Rtf2 RING-finger-domain-containing protein
Exons: 2
Coding region: 1-855 (284 amino acids)
Biological process (GO): site-specific DNA replication termination at RTS1 barrier; mitotic DNA replication termination
Cellular component (GO): nucleus
Source: RefSeq, a predicted model, not a curated record
AUGGGUAAUGACGGAGGCUCCAUCCCCAAGCGACGCGAGCUCGUCAAAGAAGCAGCGCGCAACCCGACAAUAAGCGAGCUUAAAGCCACCGCCUUCGAAUCGCUCAACCACGCCUGGACCCAUGAUCCCAUCUCGUCCGAGCCCAUUGAUCUCGAAACCGUCGUGUCCGACUGGCGCGGCCGUCUCUACAAUUACGAAUCCAUCCUCAAGGGGCUGAUGCCCGGUAGUAACGAUGACUCCUCCGAAAACAAACAAGACACAACACCUCCCGCGCUUGUUGAUACCAGCACCAAUAGCAGUAGCGUGGGCAACGGUGAGUCGACGGCAACGCCAACAGCCAUCUUCGCGACCGAGCUUAGCUUCGCCUCCACCGGCAUCAAAUCCCUUCGCGACGUGGUCAAGCUCAAGUUCAAGCGGUACACGCCGCCCGGGGGUGGCAACAAAAAAGAAAAGGAAAUCUUUGCGUGUCCCGUUACGCUCAAAGAGCUGGGACCAUCUACAAAAUCCGUCUAUCUGGUCCCUUGCGGCCACGUCUUUGCGGAGAUGGCGAUACAGAUGAUCACAGAGGAGGUGUGCCCAGAGUGCAGCGAACCGUUCAAGUCAGAGGACGUUAUUCCAAUUCUGCCGACCGAUAAGGCGGAUAUUCAACGGUUAUCGAAGCGGAUGGAGGAUCUCAAGACGAAAGGCCUGACGCACAGUCUGAAAAAGGACAAGAGCGCCAGCAAGGAGAAGAAAAAGAACAAGCGCACGGCUGAUGAGGCCAAUGGUGACGCUGACAAGGAGAAGGAGACUAAGAAGGCCAAGAAGAGUGCUGGUGAGAGUAUAUCUAGCCGGCGGACCAGGAUGAAGCCAUGA